Messenger RNA from Sphaerulina musiva SO2202, 267 nucleotides. RefSeq lists its product as uncharacterized. The coding region runs from base 1 to 267 and encodes 88 amino acids. NCBI's taxonomy places the organism in Eukaryota, Fungi, Ascomycota, Dothideomycetes, Mycosphaerellales, Mycosphaerellaceae. The transcript has a single exon. The record is from RefSeq and is a predicted model, not a curated record.
AUGUGCUAUAUCAACAUGAUCACCUGGGUCCAGUGUGAACACUUUCGAGUCGUCACGCAGAUGUGUGCAGAGGCCCAGCGACGACAGCCGGCACAAUUCUGCAAGACUGCCCAUGAACCCAUUGCCACAGAUGUGACUGCGGACCGCGGUCCUUGUCCGGACAAGAAGCGACAUCCGUCUGCGGUGUAUGAUUCCACCAGCGUCGCUUGGGCCCAGAGUUUGGGGAUUACAAGCACGAGUGAGAGGAAGAUGCGGAGAAGGGGUUGA